AAUAAGUCUCUUGUAUCAUGAUAAUAUCUGCAAUACACUAACCUGCCGCUUUCAUGCUUUUGAAAUGGCACAUAACAUGGACCGCAAUUCAACUGGAAGGGGUGUUCGACAAUUUAAAACUUCUCUUCUUCAGCGGCUUGAAAGGGAUGUAGAAAUCACAAUUGGAAAACGCAAGGAACAAAAGGAUGGACGUGAAGUAAAACGUGUCUAUCAUGCAUACAAGGACUACAUUAACAGAUAUGGCGGAGGAUUUGAUAAAAAAAAUAGAGAGAAGUUGUUAAAUGCACAGGGAAUUGCUUCUGUGUUGUAUGAAGUAUUAAAGACAGUUAUUAAUCCAGUUGGUCCUCAGGCCAUUGUUGAUAGAGACAGUAUCCAUGAAAGAUCUGAAUUUUUGGUACCAUAUAACAUUCUGCCGCUUGAUGAUGGAUGUAUUAAGCAAGCAAUUAUGGAGAUUCAUGAGAUUAAAGCCGCAAUUGAAGUUGUUCGCAAUGUUCGUGGCUUACCCUCAGCUCAGUAUUUUCAGGAGCAUGGGCAUUUUUUGGAUUUGUUCAAAUUUCUCCAAUAUUCAUUUGGGUUCCAGAAAGGAAAUGUGGCCAACCAGAGGGAGCAUUUAAUUCUGCUCAUUGCUAAUACCUACACUCGGCUAUCUCAGAAGCAGUCAUUAAAUUCAAAGAUCAAAGAUGCAGCUUUAGAUGAACUUAUGAGAAAGUUUUUCAAAAACUAUACAAAUUGGUGUAAAUUUUUGGGCAGAAGAAGCAACAUUAGAUUGCCUUAUGUCAAUCAAGAAGCCCAACAGCGCAAAAUUUUGUAUAUUGGGCUUUACCUUCUGAUAUGGGGAGAGGCUUCAAAUUUGAGGUUUAUGCCAGAGUGUCUUUGUUAUAUUUUUCACCAUAUGGCAUAUGAGUUGCACGGUAUGCUAACGGAUGAUGUUAGUGCAGCAACUGGUGAGAAAGUCAUGCCAGCAUAUGGAGGAGAGCCUGAGUCUUUCCUUAACAACAUAGUUACCCCCAUAUAUAGGGUCAUAUAUGAGGAAGCUGAGAAAAAUAAAAAUGGGACAGCUGACUAUUCUACAUGGAGAAACUAUGAUGAUCUGAACGAAUAUUUCUGGUCCCCUGAUUGUUUUGAAAUAGGUUGGCCCAUGCGUUUGGAACAUGAUUUUUUCUGCACGCAAUCUACUAACUGCAAUGCUAGGGGUUCUUGGUUUUCAAGUUUUGCUAGAGAGAAAAAGAUGAAUGAAGAAGGAAAUGAAGAUGAAGAGCAGGGGGCUAUUAUGGAGGAAAAACAUCAACCAAAAUGGUUAGGGAAAACAAAUUUUGUGGAGAUUCGUUCCUUCUGGCAGAUAUUCAGGAGCUUUGAGAGAAUGUGGAGCUUUUUUAUUCUAUCCCUUCAGGCAAUGAUAAUUAUGGCUUGCCAUGAUGUGGGUUCUCCGCUUCAAGUAUUUGAUGCAGAAAUAUUUGAGGAUAUUAUGAGCAUCUUCAUUACAUCUUCAAUCCUUAAACUUAUACAUGCAAUUCUUGAUAUUGCCUUUACAUGGAAAGCAAGAAAGACAAUGGAGUUCUCUCAAAAAAGAAAACAACUGAUAAGGCUUGCUGUUGCAUUGAUCUGGACAAUUAUUCUCCCUGUCUAUUAUGCUCAUUCUAGGAGAAAAUAUACUUGUUAUCCCACACAAUAUGGAAGCUGGCUUGGGGAAUGGUGCUUUUCCUCCUAUAUGGUUGCUGUUGCAAUUUACUUGGUGACUAAUGCAGUUGACUUGGUACUAUUCUUUGUUCCGGCUAUAAGCAAGUACAUUGAAACCUCAGAUUGGCGCUUAUGCAAAGCGUUAUCAUGGUGGGCACAGCCUAGACUGUUCAUUGGUCGUGGAAUGCAGGAAACCCAAGUUUCACUUUUCAAGUAUACAUCUUUCUGGAUACUAGUACUGUCUACUAAAUGUCUCUUCAGCUAUAGUUUUGAGAUAAAACCACUGAUAGAGCCAACAAGAUUAAUCAUGAAAAUUGGUGUGGAAAACUAUGAUUGGCAUGAGCUUUUCCCUAAAGUCAAGAGCAAUGCUGGUGCUAUUGUGGCUGUAUGGACUCCCAUAAUAGUUGUAUAUUUCAUGGACACACAAAUUUGGUAUUCUGUAUAUUGUAUGAUAUUUGGUGGACUUUAUGGAAUUUUGCAUCAUCUUGGGGAGAUCCGUACGUUAGGAAUGCUGAGAAGUAGAUUUCAGACAUUGCCUAAAGCAUUCAAGGUUCGACUUAUUCCACCCCUAUUGAAAAAAGACCAAAACAGAAUCAGAAAAAGUUUCUUCUACAAGAGAUCCCACGAGGUGUCUGAAAGUGGGCAAACUGAUCUGGCAAAGUUUGUUCUAGUUUGGAACCAAAUUGUCCGUAAUUUUAGAUUAGAAGACUUGAUAAGCAACAGGGAAAUGAAUUUAAUGACAAUACCCAUGUCAUCAGAGGUACUUUCUGGAAUAAUUCGUUGGCCUAUUUUCCUUCUUGCAAAUAAGGUUUCCAUGGCACUGAGCAUUGCAACCAAUUUUGUGGGGAAGGAUAAAGUUCUUUUCAGGAAAAUUAAAAAAGAUAAGUACAUGUACUCUGCUGUGAAAGAGUGCUAUGAAUCACUACAGUACAUCCUUGAAGUUCUUGUUGUGGGUGAUCUCGAAAAGAGGGUUAUAUCUACCAUAGUCAAUGAAAUUGAAGAAAGCAUUAGAACAUCAAGUUUUCUUGAGGAAUUCAAGAUGAGGGAGCUCCCAGCUCUGCAAGCUAAAUGUAUUGAGUUGGUUGAAAUUCUAGUUGAGGGAAAUGAAGAUCACCAUGUUAAAGUUGUUAAAGUUCUCCAAGACAUCUUUGAGCUUGUUACACAUGAUAUAAUGACGAAUGGUUCCAGAAUAUUGAAUCUGAUAGACUCCUUUCAAGGAACUGAAGGAGAUUUUACUAUUUUCUCUAAAAGAAUUGAUUCAAUUAAACCACAGUUAUUUGAAUCAGCUGCAAGGAAGGAUGCAGCUGCUAGGAAGGAUGCCAUCCAUUUCCCUUUGCCAGACAAUGCCCCUCUGAAUGAUCAGAUUCAGCGUUUUCUUUUGUUGCUUUCCAUUAAAGAUAAAGCAAUGGAUAUACCUGCAAACUUAGAAGCCCGGAGGCGCAUUUCGUUCUUUGCUACUUCACUCUUCAUGGAUAACAUGCCUAGUGCUCCUAAAGUACACAACAUGUUGUCAUUCAGUGUUAUAACUCCACAUUACAUGGAGGACAUUAAUUACUCAAUGAAGGAGCUACAUUCAAGCAGAGAACAAGUUUCCAUCAUCUUCUACAUGCAAAAAAUAUAUCCAGAUGAAUGGAAGAACUUUCUGGAACGCAUGGAGUGUGAAAAUUUGGAUGCUCUGAAAGAUGAAAACGAGGAAAAGCUUAGAAAUUGGGCCUCUUUUCGGGGACAAACACUCAGCAGAACAGUAAGAGGAAUGAUGUAUUACAGAGAAGCCUUAAAAUUACAAGCAUUUCUUGACUUGGCUGAAGUUGAAGAUAUUCUUGAAGGUUAUGAUUCUUUUGAAAGAAAUAAUCCAAAGUCUGCUAAAUUAGAUGCAUUAGCAGACAUGAAAUUCACACAUGUAGUUUCUUUUCAAAUGUUCGGAGCACAAAAAUCUUCAGGAGACCCCCAUGCAAAAGACAUACUGAAUUUGAUGAUAAGGUAUCCAUCUCUACGUGUUGCAUAUGUUGAAGAGAAAGAGGAGAUCUUAACCAGUAAACCUCAAAAGGAAGAGAAAGAGGAGAUCUUAACAAAUAAACCUCGAAAGGUUUACUCUUCUAUACUGGUUAAAGCUGUCAAUGGUUUUGAUCAGGAAAUAUAUCGCAUAAAGCUUCCUGGUCCUCCAAACAUUGGGGAAGGGAAACCUGAAAACCAGAAUCAUGCAAUAAUAUUUACACGUGGUGAAGCACUUCAAACAAUUGACAUGAAUCAAGAUAAUUAUUUGGAAGAAGCACUGAAAAUGAGAAAUCUUUUGCAAGAAUUUCUUUCGAACCAUGGACGACGGCCUCCUACAAUACUUGGUUUAAGGGAGCACAUAUUCACUGGAAGUGUUUCUUCUUUAGCAUGGUUUAUGUCAUAUCAAGAGACCAGCUUUGUCACCAUUGGUCAAAGAAUUCUUGCCAAUCCUCUUAGGGUACGAUUCCACUAUGGGCAUCCAGAUGUAUUUGAUAGGAUCUUUCAUAUCACCAGAGGUGGCAUAAGCAAAGCAUCAAAAACCAUCAACUUGAGUGAGGAUGUUUUUGCUGGGUUUAAUUCUACCUUAAGGCAGGGAUGCAUCACAUAUCAUGAAUACCUGCAAGUUGGUAAAGGUCGUGAUGUAGGCCUAAGUCAGAUCUCAAAGUUUGAAGCCAAAGUGGCUAAUGGAAAUAGUGAACAAACUUUAAGCCGUGACAUAUACCGUCUAGGACGUCAAUUUGAUUUUUUUCGGAUGCUAUCUUGUUACUUCACCACCAUUGGGUUCUACAUUAGUAGCCUGAUUUCAGUGAUUGGAAUUUAUGUGUUCCUUUACGGACAGCUCUACCUGGUCCUCAGCGGACUGCAGAAAGCACUCAUUCUUGAGGCUAGGAUGCAAAACAUAGAAUCUCUGGAAACAGCUCUUGCUUCACAGUCAUUUAUACAGCUUGGGCUCUUAACAGGCUUGCCAAUGGUGAUGGAAAUUGGUCUUGAGAAAGGAUUUCUUACUGCCCUCAAAGAUUUUGUUCUCAUGCAGCUCCAGCUUGCCUCUGUUUUCUUCACCUUCUCCCUUGGAACAAAAACUCAUUAUUAUGGUCGAACAGUUUUUCAUGGUGGAGCUAAGUAUAGACCUACUGGACGUAAGGUCGUGGUGUCCCAUGCAAGCUUUGCUGAGAACUACAGACUAUAUUCACGGAGUCACUUUGUUAAAGGAUUUGAACUGUUGCUCUUGUUAAUUGUUUAUGAUUUGUAUAGGAGGUCCUAUGAGAGCAGCAUGGCAUAUGUGUUAAUCACCUACUCUGUUUGGUUCAUGUCAAUAACCUGGCUGUUUGCGCCAUUUCUAUUUAAUCCUUCUGGAUUCAAUUGGGACAAGAUAGUAGAUGAUUGGAAAGAUUGGAAUAAGUGGAUCAAGGAGCAAGGAGGUAUAGGAAUUCAACAGGAUAAAAGUUGGCAAUCGUGGUGGAAUGAUGAGCAAGCACACCUUCGUCAAUCAGGUUUUGGUGCUAGGUUGUGUGAAAUUAUUCUCUCUCUCCGGUUUUUCAUGUAUCAGUAUGGCCUGGUCUAUCACUUAGACAUCUCCCAACAGAGCAAAAAUUUCCUGGUUUAUGUGCUCUCCUGGGUUGUCAUUGUUGCAGUUUUUCUGACAGUUAAGGCAGUGAACUUGGGAAGGCAACUCUUUAGCGCUAAGUACCAGCUGAUGUUUAGGUUAUUCAAAGCAUUCCUCUUCCUCGGUGUCAUAGCCGUCAUUACCACUCUUUCUGUCAUUUGUGAACUCUCUUUGAGGGAUCUGAUUGUAUGCUGUCUAGCAUUUUUACCAACCGGAUGGGGUUUAAUAUUGAUUGCACAGGCUGUGAGGCCCAAGAUAGAGUACACAGGAUUAUGGCACUUCACACAGGUACUUGCACAGGCAUAUGAUUAUGGAAUGGGAAUUGUGAUCUUUGCUCCAAUUGCUAUAUUGGCAUGGCUUCCCAUCAUAUCAGCCUUCCAGACUCGCUUCCUUUUCAAUGAGGCUUUCAAUCGGCAUCUGCAAAUUCAGCCAAUUCUUGCAGGGAAGAAAAAACAGUGAUAAUUUUCCUGACAAUCUUAAUGUAUUUUUCAAUUUACUUGUACAGUCAAGUCAUUUUGGUAAAUUUCCUCAAUAAAUUUGUACAUGUUCAAAAACUUGUUUUAUAGGGCGACGGUUCAUUUGAUUAUCAAUAUAGAAUGUAGAACUAC
This is a messenger RNA of Rubroshorea leprosula, 5883 nucleotides long. Lineage: Eukaryota; Viridiplantae; Streptophyta; Magnoliopsida; Malvales; Dipterocarpaceae. The record is from the annotation of a GenBank genome assembly.